AUGACACCGUUUCAGCUGUUCAUAGUUGUGUCAUCGGUUGUAACGUCAACCAUAGCCGAACCACGUAUCGACAACGAAGAUGGUAGUCUUACAACCCCCCAAAUAAUAGUCAAGUACGGUUACAAAACGGAAACUUAUCGGAGAGAAACUUACGAUGGGUUCGUAGUGGAAAUGCACAGGAUAACGGCGUCCCCAAUAUCAGGUCGAUUUCACCCCAGUAAACCUCCGGUGUUGCUGAUACAUGGUUUGCUUGGUUCGUCGGCUGACUGGAUCAUGACCGGGCCACAAAAUGGACUUCCGUAUUUGCUGUCGAAUCUCGGAUAUGACGUUUGGCUGGGAAAUGCCCGAGGAAGUCGAUAUAGCAGAGAGCAUACUUAUCUCACGGCAGAUAUGAAGGAGUACUGGGAUUUUUCAUGGCACGAAAUCGGAAUCUACGAUAUUCCAACAAUGAUAGAUUUCGUAUUGAAAACUACAAAAUUUGAGAAGAUACACUACGUUGGAUAUUCCCAAGGAACAACAGCUUUCUUUGUGAUGACUUCUUUGAUGCCAAAAUACAACGAUAAAAUUAUAAAACUUCACGCGCUGGCUCCGGCUGCCUAUAUGACGCAUUUAAGCAACCCCGUGUUCAGAUACUUGGCUGCCCAUUUGAAUACUGUUACGAGCUUGGUAAGCGCCCUUGGAGUCAACCAGUUUAUGCCAGCAAGUCCAAUGUUUCCCCAUAUUGCAAGUGCCAUCUGUGCUGCCAAUGAGCAACAAUGCUUCAACAUUAUGUUCGUGCUGUCAAGUGGAGAGUAUAGAAAUCUGAACCCGCAAAUCAUUCCCAUUUUAGUCGGGCAUAUACCGGCUGGUUCUUCAGCCAAACAGAUUUUCCAUUAUGCUCAAGAAGUCACGUCCGGCCAUUUUCGGCAGUAUGAUUAUGGCGUUGAUAACAACACUGAAAUAUACCAUUCGCUGGAUCCUCCAGAUUACAAUAUUUCGAACGUACACGCUCCUGUUGCCAUUUAUUAUAGUUUAAGUGAUCAAUUAGCUAGUCCAUUGGAUGUUGGUAGACUGGCACAGGAACUACCAAACCUGGUUUCCUUGAACCAAGUAACAAAUCCCUCAUUCAGCCACAUGGACUUCAUACUGUCAACCAAUGCCAAGGACGAGCUCUACCUAGAUAUAAUCGCCAGCAUAGAGGCCGACACUCGACACGAACAACGGUUCAACAGCACUCAUUGACAAUGCGGGCCCGCAUGCUUUGUACGCAUUCCUCCAUCCAAAUUACCACUAACUGUAAGACUGUGAAAAGGUGAACAAACGAACAAUUAAAAAGAGAUUUAUUUGACAGCAUUAACUGUGUUCGUUGUGUUAAUUCGUGAGAGCUCGAAAAUUUGCCUAUCCAUCAAGUACCAUUGAACUUCAUCGAGGAUGAUUUGCACGGGCAGUACCCACACGACAAGCAAAGCUAAUAUAAUCGAAACUUGUUCGUCCAUCUAUAUCUUUCGUUCGCAAACCGCAAGAUCAACCAACCCCGGCCAAGCGCUUCCUCGAUUAUGUUAAUUAUUCAGAUUAUUUUAAUGCAUUCUUAAAAACUUAUUAUCUGCCACUCGGUGACCCUCGCAUAACAAUUUCAUUUAAUUCCCUCCCACACUUAGCGCACUAACACGAACACAAGCACACACGGCCGCAGAGAGUAAACCAUGGCAGAGCCAACCAGAGGCAAUAAGCUGGAAAAUUCCCGGUAAAAAGUUACACCUGCUGCAUUCAACGACAACAAAACACCUCUCGAGGGUCCCCGUGCCCAGCCAACCCUGGAAACAACCUUUGGGAAAGAUCCGUUUCACAUGGUGGUAAAGCUCGUCCGUAAAAAGUAAUUCUAUUAAAAUAACAGCAAGAUAGUGCAGAAGUGUGAUUUCCUUAUGCUUAUGGCGGUGGUGGGCUGUGGCAGCAAGUUUUAUUAUUUGAACAGCGGUGAGGACUUCUCGGAAGGCGGUGCCGCUGGCUCUGUCAG
Aedes albopictus (Asian tiger mosquito) is the source of this 1993-nucleotide messenger RNA. Its product is annotated as lipase 1-like. The record is from RefSeq and is a predicted model, not a curated record. Bases 1 to 1221 code for a protein of 406 amino acids. The transcript is spliced from 3 exons. Gene Ontology annotation, molecular function: hydrolase activity, acting on ester bonds. Lineage: Eukaryota; Metazoa; Arthropoda; Insecta; Diptera; Culicidae. Gene Ontology annotation, biological process: lipid metabolic process.